AUGGAGUCAUCCUUCGAGUUCUCCAACUCGCUCAGCAGCGUGUCUUCAGUCUCCGUGCGUUGUCGGACGUUUAAAAUCAUUGUGAUCGGAGAUUCCGGGGUGGGGAAGACCUGUCUCACCCACCGCCUCUGUGGAGGGGAGUUCCCCACCAGAGCCGAGGCCACCAUCGGCGUGGAUUUCCGAGAGAGAUUGGUGGAGAUCGAGGGAGAAUGUAUUAAGCUUCAGCUGUGGGACACGGCAGGACAGGAGCGAUUCCGCAAGUCCAUGGUGCAGCACUACUACCGUGACAUUCACUCUGUCCUCUUCGUCUACGACGUCACCUGCCCCGCCAGUUUCAUCAGCCUGCCUGCCUGGAUAGAAGAGUGUAGGCAGAAUUCCUUGGGCCAGGACGUCCCCAGGUACCUUGUGGGUAAUAAGAGCGACCUGCGGGAUCCAUGUGCUGUUAAGGCUGACCACCAGGUGAGCUGGGAGCAAGCCGUGAGGCUUGCUGAGGCACACGGCAUGAUGCUGUUUGAAACCUCCGCUAAGUGCCCCCCUGACAGUGGGGCAAGCAGAGCAGAGGAAGGGGCACGCAGAAGGGGGUGGAGAGACGUGGCCAUGUCGUAUCGCCAGGAUAAGGUGGAGGCUAUCGUCAUGGCUCUGGCUACAAGGCUGAAGAGGCAGAGGAAACCCACGCCACUGCUGAUCUCUAAGGGAUCCAGUGGCUCUUUUAAAGUACCCGCCAAGAAGAAGCCGGACAAAAACUUUUGGGGUUGCUCCUGCUGAAAAUGGAGCGCUAGGACAUGCCCCCCCCCUUUCUGAUCAAAAACUGUGAUGAAUUAACUCUGUGAGUAUGAGAGAGGGAGAGACUGAGAACAUGCAAAUGUUUGGUUAAUGUAAACAUAUUUUGUAUAUUACAUGUUAAUUUUGACCAAAGAAGACCAUUUGUAC
This is a messenger RNA of Lampris incognitus (smalleye Pacific opah), 930 nucleotides long. Its product is annotated as ras-related protein Rab-33B-like. The record is from RefSeq and is a predicted model, not a curated record. Gene Ontology annotation, cellular component: Golgi apparatus; endosome. The coding region runs from base 1 to 765 and encodes 254 amino acids. Gene Ontology annotation, molecular function: GTPase activity; GTP binding. The transcript is spliced from 3 exons. Gene Ontology annotation, biological process: Rab protein signal transduction. NCBI's taxonomy places the organism in Eukaryota, Metazoa, Chordata, Actinopteri, Lampriformes, Lampridae.